This is a messenger RNA of Synchiropus splendidus (mandarinfish), 866 nucleotides long. RefSeq names its product SH2 domain-containing protein 1A-like. The record is from RefSeq and is a predicted model, not a curated record. Bases 184 to 609 code for a protein of 141 amino acids. The transcript is spliced from 3 exons. NCBI's taxonomy places the organism in Eukaryota, Metazoa, Chordata, Actinopteri, Syngnathiformes, Callionymidae.
UGACUGCGUGCUCUCGAGAAAUAGGAAGCCAUCAAGCUCAGUGGUCGGACGCAGCUGCCGCCCAGUGAAAGAGGAAGCAGAGAGCCCGAGGCCCAACUCCCCCAGAGACGCUUGGCAACAGCACGGAGCGGGAACCUCCAGAGACAGAGACCAGAAGAACAGAGGUGCAGUGAGGGGCUGAGAAUGGAAGCGCUGCCUGUCUACCACGGACCCAUCGGCAAGGAGGAGGGCGAGCGUCGGCUGGGCCAGGACGGCAGGGACGGCUGCUACCUGGUGCGCAACAGCGACUCGCUCCCUGGCGUCUACUGCCUGUGUGUGCUGUGCAGCGGAUACGUCUACACCUACAGACUUCACAAAAACACAGACGGCUCCUGGGCUGCCGAAACCGCGCCUGGUGUGGAGAAACGAUAUUUCCGUCAAAUCAAGAACCUGAUCAAAGCCUACCAGCAGCCUGGAAAUGGGAUCAAGAUCCCGCUGCUGCACCCCGUCACGGCUCAGGCGGCCGCGUCGCAGACUCAUGCUACAGGUCUCUCCACCAUGUACGGUGACGUAAACCCCCCAACGUCCCCGUACCGCAAGAAGAAGAAAGCCAGACAAGCCUCGUCAUGAGGAGAAGAGAAACCUUUGAAAUACUUCCCUGCACCCACCAGUGAAUGAGAAACUGUUGCGUUCCGCCAUGCGUGGCCACAAAUGUCAGCUGCUGCGCUCAUUAACCAUUUCCUGGAAACCGUCCUUUCAUCUAGUGUAGGCGCGGCGUCUGAUGGAAGUGGUGCGAAAUACUCCACAGCACAGACAUUAAUAUGCAUUUUGUAUGAUGAUAAGAAUGUGCUCCUUUGACAUGAUGGAAUUAUGCGACUGGAAAAUUA